GGGCGUGUGUCUACCACACUCAUCGCCUUCUCUUCAUUAUCUUCAUAAACUCUUACAUCUUCAAUCAUUUUCUCCAUGGAAUCCAACCAACCAUCUCUCCAUGAUCCCAAAUUCACAGUCCCCAUCAGCGAUGUGGAGCAACAAGCCAGCCAGCUUGAGAAUGAAGCCAAGGAAUUCGACUACUCAAAACGCUCGCAAUGGUUAAGGGCCGCCGUCCUAGGAGCCAAUGAUGGGCUGGUCUCCACCGCGUCGUUAAUGAUGGGGGUCGGAGCCGUGAAGCAAGACAUCAAGGCCAUGAUACUAACCGGGUUCGCUGGCUUGGUGGCCGGGGCUUGCAGCAUGGCCAUAGGAGAGUUUGUAUCGGUGUACUCACAGUUGGACAUAGAAGUAGCCCAAAUGAAGAGAGAUAAGAGGAGGGUAGGCAGUGGAGAGAGUGAAGAAGAAGAGGGUGAGAAGGAGAACCUCCCCAACCCAGUACAAGCUGCAGCAGCAUCUGCCCUAGCAUUUGCAGUGGGAGCCAUGGUGCCAUUGCUGGCCGCAUCAUUUAUAAGGGAGUAUAAGGUAAGGCUAGGAGCGGUGACUGCAGCCGUGACAGUAGCUUUGGUUGUGUUUGGAUGGUUAGGAGCAGUGUUGGGGAAGGUACCAGCUUUUAGGUCUUGUAUGAGGGUUUUGGUUGGGGGAUGGCUGGCCAUGGCUAUAACUUUUGGACUAACCAAGCUGAUUGGCUCAAGUGGGCUGUGAAUAUAUUCCUUAACCUUUCCUUUUCCUUUUCCUUUCCUUUUCUUUUUUUUUUUUUUGGGUUUUCCCCUCCUUAAUUAACUGUUUCCCGAUCUGGGUCAAGUGGGUUUUGCUUUUGCUUUUGCAUUUUUGUUUUUAAUGUGGUGCUGUCGACGGCAGAUUUGCAUGGGAAGGAGGUUGGCCUUUUAGAAUUUAAAACGAAACAAGUCAAAAGUUUCGUGCUGACUACUCCAUCUUGUGAUGUAUCAAAAAUAAUUGAAUGCUUAAUUCUGCAAUUAUAAGCUGAUAUUUAUAUGUA
Messenger RNA from Vitis riparia (riverbank grape), 1036 nucleotides. RefSeq names its product vacuolar iron transporter homolog 2-like. Gene Ontology annotation, molecular function: iron ion transmembrane transporter activity; manganese ion transmembrane transporter activity. Bases 76 to 741 code for a protein of 221 amino acids. Gene Ontology annotation, biological process: intracellular manganese ion homeostasis. Gene Ontology annotation, cellular component: membrane. Lineage: Eukaryota; Viridiplantae; Streptophyta; Magnoliopsida; Vitales; Vitaceae. The record is from RefSeq and is a predicted model, not a curated record. The transcript has a single exon.